AUGGAAAAUGAGUUUGCCAAUUGGAAUCUCCAACCAUUAGAUAGAAAAAGAAGAGAGUAUGAUAACAAUUGUGAUAAACUUGAAAAAUUAUUACAAAAAGAGCUUAAAAUUAAAUGGGAAAUAGCUACAUUAGAAAAAUAUUUAAAAGAUGGUAUUACUCCAAGAGGUCUAAAAUACUUCAAAAUGCCAACUUUUGAUAAAGACAUAAUGGGUUUUAUGGAAGAAUGGAAUAACAUGUUGGAAGGUUUUUCCAUUACCACCAUUACCCUUAUUAUCAAAAGACGAAAAGAGAACAUAAAAGAAUUAGAUCUAGAGAUCGAUAAGUGCCAGAAUGAAAUACUCAAUUCCUUAAAUCAAGAGGAAUUUGAUAAUGUAACCGAGGAUAUUAAAAACAAUCUGGAUAAAAUAGAAAAAGAAGUAAUAGAAAAUAAGAAAAACAAAUACCAUAGGGAUAUUAGAGACUACAAAACUAAACAAGUCAGAACUUUUUCAAAAUAUAAUAACAAUAAUACUGAUAAACAUUAUGAAAAAAGAGGUAUAAUAGAAUCAGAAGGGAGAACUAUAGCGAACAAAAAUGCCGAAAGGCAAGAACGAAAAGAGAUCAAUUUUGACUAUACACAGACAUCCAAUACACACUAUCUAAAACCAAGAGAGAGUAGAGAUGAUCAAUAUAAGAAUUAUCCCACUAGACAAUAUUACAAUAGACGACCGUAUAAUGAUUGGGAAAGAGUGAGAGUCCCAUACUGGCAACAAAAAGAACAGAGGAGAAGAGAUUGGCAUACUAGAGACAGGCAAGAGAAUGAAAGGAAGUAUAGGGAUGAAAGACAAGAGAGGAGACCAGAAUAUAGACAGGAAAAAAGAGAGCAUAGACCCUAUAACACCUAUAAACCAUAUAAAAAAGAGGAACCCAUUCAAACCAGCAAUAGAUUUCAAGUAUUAGAUGAAGUGGAGGAUGAGGAGUUUUGGAGGAGUCGAGGCAAAGAAAGACACAAGAGAGAAGAAGAACAGGCAAAUACAGCAUAUUCCAAAAGGAGAAGGGAUUUAAGUACAGAGGGACAAGAGGAGGAAAACACACCAAAAAAAGAGAGACGAGAGAGGUUAUACAGGAAGUAA
This is a messenger RNA of Pelobates cultripes (western spadefoot toad), 1113 nucleotides long. NCBI's taxonomy places the organism in Eukaryota, Metazoa, Chordata, Amphibia, Anura, Pelobatidae. The record is from the annotation of a GenBank genome assembly.